Molecule: messenger RNA, 1785 nt
Organism: Danio rerio (zebrafish)
Lineage: Eukaryota; Metazoa; Chordata; Actinopteri; Cypriniformes; Danionidae
Gene: mier3b
Product: mesoderm induction early response 1, family member 3 b
Biological process (GO): DNA-templated transcription; regulation of DNA-templated transcription
Cellular component (GO): nucleoplasm; protein-containing complex; nucleus
Source: RefSeq, marked predicted
AAAAACUACUCGGUUUUAAACCCAUCUCUUUAACGAUUCGGUGCAGUGAUGGUGGCUUUCGUUGAUAUUUAUCCGUAGAGUAGAUGCUGGCUUCCUUGGGGAGUUCGAGCCCUGUUGGCUCUUUGUCUUCAGAGGAUCACGACUUUGAUCCAACCGCUGAGAUGUUGAUUCAUGAGUAUGAUGAUGAGAGAACAUUGGAAGAGGAAGAGCUUUUAGAAGGAGAGAGAAAUUUCAGUGCAGAACUGUCCGACUUGGAAAGGGAGGGGAACAUGCCGAUCGAUGAGCUGUUGGCCAUGUAUCGUUACGAGGCGUCAGUCAGUACUGGUGCAGGAUCAAGCAUUGACAGUUCCUCUGUUGAACUAGCAGAUGAUCUGCCUGACAUGACCCUGGAUAAGGAGGAGAUUGCUAAAGAUCUCCUGUCAGGAGAUUAUGAGGAGGAGACCCAGUCGUCUGCUGAUGAUCUGACCCCUUCUGUCACUUCCCAUGAGGCCACGGAUUUCUUCCCCAGAACUCUAAGAUCCAAUGUAACAUAUGACGGUGAUAAAGAAUCUGAGGGGGAGGAGGACGGUGUAAACAGUGAAGAUUCUAGAAAGGAAAUAAUGGUGGGAUCUCAAUAUCAAGCAGAAGUCCCAGCAGGGCUCAGCCACUAUAAUGAUGAUGAAAAGGUGUACGAGGAGGAAGAUCAGCUGCUGUGGUGUCCUGACGAACUGUCAGAGUAUAAAGUGAAAGACUACCUCAGAGAAGCACUGUCACAGUCUACAGAUGACCGCACGCAUUAUUCCACAUCUGAACACAUACGAGACAACGAGCAGGCUUUGUUUGAGCUUUUGAAAUGUAAUUAUGACACUCGUGAGGCGCUGGUUCGAUACUGCAGUAAUGUAAAGACCUCAAAAGAAGAAUCACCACCAUGGUCAGAGGAGGAAUGUAGGAACUUCGAACAUGCGCUGCAGAUUUAUGAGAAAAACUUCCAUCUUAUUCAGAAACACAAGGUUCAAACACGGACUGUAGCAGAAUGUGUGGCUUUUUACUACAUGUGGAAAAAGUCAGAACGUUUUGACUACUUUGCUCAACAGAACCGAUUUGGCAAGAAGAAAUACAGCUGUUACCCUGGUGUGACGGACCUGAUGGAUCGGCUGGUAGACGAGGCUGAGGGUCUGGCAGUGGACGGCUCUUCACCGGUGUGUUCAGCUGGAGCAGGAGGAAGACUAGAGGCAUCGGCAGAGCAACAGCUCGGACUGCUCAACUCUAUCACUGCCAGUGACCUCACAGCUCUUAGUAACAGUGUAGCGAAUGUGUGCAACGGUCCAGCAGAGAUGAGCUGUUUGGACUCUCCGUUCUUCCCCCCUCUGGAAAGUUUGCACCGAGCAGCCCUGAACCAUGACGAUCAGCUCAGCUACGGAACGAAUGGAGACGGCGUCUGCCUCAACAUGCUGGAUUCAGGCUUUUACCGCUCUGACCUGGGCCAGCUCAGCAUGUGCAGCAGCAAAGACUGCGAACGACCCUCCAAGAGGCUCAAAAUGGGCCUUUCAGAGUCCUUCAUCAACGACGUGGACUUCGAGGGCAGACGAGCACAUCGCAUCACAGGCGCCACAAUGGCGGUUUCGGUCACAGACUUCAGUGGCAUCGGGAGUGAAGCCAACGCUUUCAUCAGCUCUCAUUCUCGACACCACCAACACACUGCACUUCAGUCCGACUGACUCUCUAGUUCUGACAUCCAGACUCACCUUCAUCCGCUCACUGACUAUUAGUUCUUUUUUAAAUUAAAAAAUGAUAUCUAUAUAUAAA